This is a messenger RNA of Penicillium bovifimosum, 1356 nucleotides long. It is a transcript of the gene cpcA, whose product is annotated as amino acid starvation-responsive transcription factor GCN4. The transcript is spliced from 3 exons. Lineage: Eukaryota; Fungi; Ascomycota; Eurotiomycetes; Eurotiales; Aspergillaceae. Gene Ontology annotation, biological process: regulation of DNA-templated transcription. Gene Ontology annotation, molecular function: DNA-binding transcription factor activity. The record is from RefSeq and is a predicted model, not a curated record. The coding region runs from base 1 to 1356 and encodes 451 amino acids.
AUGGACAUCAUUUUUCCAACCGGAACCCAACCUUUUCUCUCCUCUCUUCACCCUUCAGAGUCUCCUGUUCCAGGAUCUCUGAACUUUAGCAUCGCAUCGCGUAGCUCAAGUUCUCCCAACAACUUUACCCCGAUCGACUUAACGUCGUUCACCACGGAUUACCACCAGCAAUCAUGGCUUCCCUCACCCCCGCCCCAACAGCCCUUGGCUUCCAAUCAGAACAACAACAGCAACAACAACAGUGCACUCGAGGACUUCGUGCUCUAUCCAUCAGCAGCUCAACACCCGCAGCCCCGCUUGCGUGUGCCUUCGACCAACGCCCAUAGAAUUUCUGCCCUCCAGCCUUUCCUGGCGCAGAACAAUCUUCGAAGACACUCUUUCAGUCUGCAGUUGCACCGACAUCUUCAGCAGCAGUUCUCUGGCUCUCCUGUCCAAGACCCCAGAGUGACCCAGCUUGCCCGGUCUGCCUCUAAUUGGUCCCCUCCCACCCUCCAGCACAGUCGUCCCAAUACGGGUUCCGUGCCUUCCAAUACUCCAAACACCAACCGCCCUCCCGUCCCACUUUUCAGUGGUCAACAAGUUUCCAACCAGAAAGCGCAAUCUUAUCGACGCGUCAUGUCCACUCCCAACUUCAUGGAAGCUCACGAGGACGAUCUUUUCGGUCUUCCCUCGGCUGGCUUCCCUGCCACUAUGGAUUCUCCUGCCGCGUUCAAUGACCUCGGCUUGGCCAAUGGCUUCGUCGAUGGUCCCCCAGGCACUAUCUCGCCCAAGGAUCUCAUGAUGGACGCGUCUGUUCCUCCUUCUGGAACAUUCACCGAUUUGAGUACUCCUUCCUUCGAGUCGCCUGGCACCUUCAGCCAAAACACCUCGCCCAUGUUCGCCGACAUUGAUAUCGCCGGCGAAGACUGGCCCUCGCUCUUCGGCCCCGGAUCAGAACUGAAUGCCUUUGACCUUGCUACCAUGGAUGCCGCCGCUGCUUACUCCAUCGAGCCCAAGAAGCCCGUGAUGCAAGCUCCCGUCUCUCCCCACUCAGUCGCUGCUCCCUCCCCCAGCGCAAAGCGAUCGGUCGCCUCGUCGCCUGUUCCUGCUACUGGUGAUACCAAGCACUCGAGCAUCUCUGGCGUCAAUGCGCGUUCGCGCAAGAACCUGAGUCCCAUCGCGUAUGAUCCAUCUGAUCCCAUCGCUGCCAAGCGUGCGCGUAACACCGAGGCUGCGCGCAAGUCGCGUGCUAAGAAGAUGGAACGCCAGGCUAUCUCUGAGCGUCGGAUAGCCGAUCUCGAGAAGAUCAUCGCUGAUCGCGAUGCCGAGAUUGCCAACCUCAAGGCUCAGCUCGCCAUCCAAAACACCUUCCAGUAA